This is a messenger RNA of Nematostella vectensis (starlet sea anemone), 3182 nucleotides long. RefSeq names its product major facilitator superfamily domain-containing protein 12. Gene Ontology annotation, molecular function: symporter activity. Lineage: Eukaryota; Metazoa; Cnidaria; Anthozoa; Actiniaria; Edwardsiidae. The transcript is spliced from 10 exons. The record is from RefSeq and is a predicted model, not a curated record. The coding region runs from base 506 to 2089 and encodes 527 amino acids. Gene Ontology annotation, cellular component: membrane. Gene Ontology annotation, biological process: carbohydrate transport.
UAUAAUCAUAAUAUGAAAAAGUGAAGAAUUGUUUUUUUGGUACACGUUGUACUGGUCACGUUGCGGUCACGUUUGUGUGACGAUAUGUCUUUCCCAAGGUGAAGGGUCUUGAUUAUAAAGUAUAGAAAGCGAUCAAACAAAAGAAAUAAUUUCAGAAAAUUCUUUAAAUGACUAUUUAUUCUUAAUCGGUAAAGUAUUUCUAUACAAAGUUUUACAACAUAUUUGUUGACAUACUAUUUUUCUGAAUUUUGAUUUAAUGUUUCAUAAAUCGAAAAUGGUUCAAUAAUGUUAUUGCACCUUUGUCAAUAUUGCAACAUGAGCCCACGGGCCAAAUCUAAUCUUGAUUUCGAGCAGAGCAACGACACACAUAUAAUAAUAUAUAAUAAUCCGACAAUUUGUCAAGGCUGCAUAGGGUUACAUUCUCGUAUUACAAUUUUAAGUGACCUUUAUCAAAAUCUCUGCGUGUGUGUUUAAAAAAAAACAUUGUUCGACUGGAAUUUAAGACAUGUCUACCGAGCUCUCUUGGAGAUGCAAAUUUUCUUACAGCUCGGGCCAUGUGCUGAAUGAUCUUUGUGCUGGACUAUGGUUCACGUAUCUGCUUAUCUUCCUUAACAAAGUCGCGUUAUUUACGAGCUCUAAUUCCGGCACCUUGCUACUCAUCGGUCAGCUCGUCGAUGCUUGUGUAACUCCGUUUGUGGCGAUGGAUAUUGACAGGAUAGGAAACUGGCGUUAUGGUCGACGCAAGGUCUGGCAUUUGAUUGGUAGUCUGAUGGUAGCAGUGACAUUUCCGUUCAUUUUCAGCCCGUGCUUAGGAUGCCUAUAUUCGAAGCAAUGGGCCAAGUUUUUUUAUUACGUACCGUUUAUAUUCAUUAUGCAAGUUGGUUGGGGUAUAACUCAAAUAUCCCACUUGUCUCUUAUACCUGUCAUAGCAGGCAGAAUGCAUGGCAAGGUCGAAUUAAAUGCUGGGAGGUAUGCAGCUACUGUGGCAUCUAACAUAUUUGUAUUCAUCAUAACCUGGAUCAUGCUUGAUGCUGGCAAGGAGGAGCUGGAUCCUAACAUGCUGUCCAAGUCUGAUUCCAAGGCAUUUAUGUAUGUUGUGUUCAUCGUGGUGGGAGUUGGUCUUGUGUUUGUUGCCAUAUUCCACGUUGGUGUUAAAGAGAAGCCCCGCGACUGCUCACAUGAAUUUGCCACUGCAUCGAGUAAACGGUCAGCUUCCAACUGGAAAAUGUGGUUCAGGGUGCCACUCUUCUAUCAGACUGCUAUCCUGUAUAUGUGCACUCGCCUUAUUGUCAACAUCACUCAAGUCUACAUCCCCAUGUACACACUCGAGACUCUACAUCUUACCAAGGACAAAAUUGCCAUCAUGCCGUUAAUUAUUUACGUCAGCGGUUUUUUGUCGACCUUCCUCUCCAAACCGAUGAACAAGUUGAUAGGACGUAAGGGUGUUUUCUUGUAUGGACUUGCUAUCAUAUUUGCCGCGUGCGUGUGGAUGUGGUUUCUGCCGGCUCGUAAUGCGCAAGUGUACGGCGUGAGUGUGCUGAUCGGCAUCGGGGGCUCAACAUUGUUAGUGACGGCGCUGACAAUGCUCGCAGACCUCAUCGGCGAGAAUGUUGAGACAGGCGCGUUCGUGUAUGGUGCGAUGAGCUUCAUGGAUAAAAUGUCUAACGGAAUUGUCGUCCAGAUUGUGCAGGCGUUUUAUCCGAAGUCAAGCCCUUCCAAUCCUGAUGCCGGAGAUACAUAUUAUCGUGGAGUUAUGGUAUUCAUAGCAGGAGGGGCUGCUGUCCUAGCCCUAGUUACCCUGGCAACCACCAUCAAUCGAACUCCACCUCCUGAUGCCCAAACAGGCACACAUGAGUUACCUGCUGAGGAGAGGAGAAGACUCCUUACUGGUCCCUCUAUCGAUCAAAGCUUGGACUUUGGAAUGUCUUGGUCACUUGUCUUCAUCAAAGGGCCGUUGACCCCAUAUGAGCCUAUUGAUAGGACUUGUUCAUUUAGGGAAGAUAAAACUGAGAUGGCUGAUUCAGGGACCCAUAGGCAUUUUGCUAAACAUGACAUUGGUCCGUCAUCAUACGAUGCAAUUAACACAUAACCAUGACAUGUUAGUCAAAAUGCAAGGAAUUUUAUUGGGCCAAAAUUGCUUUAUUGGCUUUUGAGGGGGGAGGGGUAAGGUGUGUGUCCUCCUUGUCCCCCCCCCCCUAAGAAAAAGAUUAAGCCUUCAGAUAAAAGCUUUUGACCUGCAAAAGUACAAGCCUUCUCUCUUUGACUUCAGCAGAUCUCUCACAUUUGAAGAUUCCUUUGAAUCUAGAUCUACUAGAUUUUGGCUUGUCGAAGGGAGUGAAUCACAAGAAAAUGGAGUUUAACAGGAAUAUUAUAAAAAUAGUCAACACACUAUUUACACUUAAUUUAUUUGAAUGACAGAUUUGUACUAUUUCAAAUCACAGUUCUUUAGUAAUUAGUUUAAAAGCAGGCAGUAGCCAAGGGGGGGGGGGGUGCACUUAGCGGACCUUUUUCUCUUAGAUGUCUCGUCCUAGCUUGCAGUGGUACUUAAUUUUCCUUGAUUAGAGUGGACCUUCGAGUCGAGUGGGGGGUUCUUCCGAACCCACCUGGCUAAGGGCCUGAAAAGUAAUAAUAAUGAUCAUGCUGAGGGUGAUAUGAUAACGAAGCUUACUCCCUGUCAAUCAGGGAGUUGUGAGAGAUUUGUUUUUUAUUUAUUUGUUUUUUAUUAUUUUUCCUCACAGCUCCUUGCUCACACUCUUUCAACCUCUCUGCAAUUACCCAAAGAAAAUUCAUUAGAAAGACCACAAGAAAAAAAGUGAAAAAACUUUUCCAGCUUCCAGACCCAAUAGGCUGAAUAGAUUUUGCUUUGUGGUCAUUUUUUUGAACAAUUUUUAUUUUUGAUUAAAGAACGAUGUAUAAGUAAUAACAAAUACAAAUAGCUUAUUUAAAAUAAAAAAAGAAUAAAUAAAUUGGUUUAUGUUUUGGGGGGUUCCUAACGAUUUGUAACAACACCACCCAAAAAAAGAAAAGGCCAUUUUAAAAGUAAAAUAGACGAAGAAUGUACAUGUGCUAGAGUAUUUGUAAUUUACUUCUAGUGAAUAUAAUUUCAUAACUAAUCAAAGAAAACUAUCAAAUAUUUUAAUAUUCCCUUUGAGAAGGACGAAUAAAACAAUGGAGUUCUUGUA